Molecule: messenger RNA, 564 nt
Organism: Letharia columbiana
Lineage: Eukaryota; Fungi; Ascomycota; Lecanoromycetes; Lecanorales; Parmeliaceae
Exons: 4
Coding region: 1-564 (187 amino acids)
Biological process (GO): cytoplasmic translation
Cellular component (GO): ribosome; cytosolic large ribosomal subunit
Molecular function (GO): structural constituent of ribosome
Source: RefSeq, a predicted model, not a curated record
AUGGUCCGCUACGCAGCCACCACGAUCGAGCAAGGCAAAUCCGCCCGCGCUCACGGCUCCUAUCUCCGCGUCUCCUUCAAAAAUACCCGCGAAACGGCUCAGGCUAUCAAUGGCUGGAAGCUCGAGCGCGCUCUGACAUAUUUGGGCAAUGUGAUCGAUCAUAAAGAGGCGGUGCCCAUGAGGCGGUAUGCUGGAAGUACGGGGAGGACUGCGCAAGGCAAACAAUUCGGUGUCUCCAAAGCCCGCUGGCCCAAAAAGUCCGCCGAGUUCCUCCUCAGUCUCCUCAAGAAUGCCGAGUCAAACGCAGACACCAAAGGCCUUGACACUGGCAACCUGAUCGUCAAGCAUAUUCAAGUCAACCAGGCCCCCAAGCAGCGCCGUCGUACCUACCGUGCUCAUGGUCGUAUUAAUCCUUAUAUGUCAAACCCGUGCCACAUUGAGUUGAUUCUGACGGAAGGUGAAGAGGUCGUGCAGAAGGGCCCUCAAGUCGCGGAGAUCGAGAAGAAGAGAUUGAACAGCAGGCAGCGCGGCGUGAGGUUGAGGAGGACUAUUACGCAGGGAUAG